This is a messenger RNA of Hemibagrus wyckioides, 926 nucleotides long. RefSeq names its product C-type lectin domain family 4 member A-like. NCBI's taxonomy places the organism in Eukaryota, Metazoa, Chordata, Actinopteri, Siluriformes, Bagridae. The transcript is spliced from 6 exons. The record is from RefSeq and is a predicted model, not a curated record. The coding region runs from base 61 to 852 and encodes 263 amino acids.
ACCUGGACUUAAAACAGACUGUUUGCAGUCCCAGUGUUUAAGUGUUUGUACAGAAGAGAAAUGGAGAUGAGUGAAGAAGAUUGUGCAGAGACAAGAAUUUCAGCAGACAACAAAUCAGUUGUCUUAAAGGGAAAAGAGAAUUCAUAUGAAGAUAUGACUGGAAACAAUAAGAGAACUUCAGCUUCCAAAACAGACAAUACAAGGACCAAAUGCCACGGACUGACUGCAGUGUGUUUGCUGCUGCUGUGUGUUCUCCUGCUGUUUGCCGUCACAGUGCUGUGGAUCAAAUACAACAUCCUGAAUACAGAAAACAACAAGCUACAGACCAGUUACAACACCCUGACCAAAGAGAAUGACCAGUUACAGCAGGAGAGAUCUGCACUGCACAGUGUGCUGUUGAAAUUUGGAUGGAGAUUUUUCAACACGAGUGUUUACAACAUUUCUACUGAAAAGAAGAGCUGGACUGAAAGCAGACAGGACUGCAUAAAGAAAGGAGCAGAUCUGCUGAUCAUAAACAGCAGAGAGGAACAGGAGUUCAUCAGUAAAUAUUUUGGCAGUAUUGAAGCUUGGAUUGGUCUGACUGACAGAGAUACUGAGGGGAAAUUUAAAUGGGUGGACGGUUCACCACUGAACACUGAGUUCUGGUGGGAUGGAGAACCAAAUGAUUUUGAACAGAAAGAGGACUGUGUUAUAACAGGCUAUGCAAAGGCUGAGUCUAACAUGUCGACCUGGGCUGAUUAUCCCUGUGACUUCCCUGUAGUUGGCAUUUGUGAGAUGAAAGCUAACCUCACUAAGAGAUCCUGGAGACGAAAACAGAGAGAGAAAGAGAGACAGAGUGAAAGAACUCCAUAAAUUGUCAGUUGUGGUUAUUGAGGUUUAGCAUUGUUUCCGAAGGUAAUUAACUGGGACGUACACACAGAUGCACA